Messenger RNA from Tauraco erythrolophus (red-crested turaco), 341 nucleotides. The record is from RefSeq and is a predicted model, not a curated record. Lineage: Eukaryota; Metazoa; Chordata; Aves; Musophagiformes; Musophagidae.
CAUGAUCAGCUUUGACGUCUUCCCGGAGGGCUGGGACAAGCGCUACUGCCUCAACGUGCUCGAUGACGAGAGAUUUGACACCAUCCACUUCUUUGGGAACGAAACGACCCCUGGAGGGAACGAUUAUGAAAUCUACGACGAUCCCCGCACAGUGGGACACAGUGUCCAGUCCCCCCAGGACACGGUCCAGCGAUGCCGUGAAAUCUUCUUUCCAGAGAGAGCAAAUGAGUGCUGACUGCCAGGUCCCUCCCAGCGCUGCCCCGGCCCCACUCUCUCCCCCUGCCAGGAAAAGCACCUUUGUUUGAGGAAUCUGCUCAGGGUAGAACGGGAAAAAAAAAACA